UGGAGCCGCCGUGUUUGUUAUUUUGUAGUUUCAUACAGUAUAGGCGACAUUUAUAAACCCUCGGUUACACUUUUUUAAAUAGAUUCAAUCUUGCACGUGGAAAGUUUAAGUGAGGGCUUUAGUUGUGGACUUCAUUUAUAAGUAAAGCAUUGUAGUGAGAGCUAACAAGAAGAAGAAGAAUGAGAAGGAGAAGAAGGAGGAGAAGAAGGAGAAGAAGAAGAAGAAGAAGAGGGAAAAGGAGAAGAAGAAGAAGAAGAAGAAGAAAGAGAAGAAGAAACAAAAAAAAGAAGAAGAGAGAGAAGAAGAAGAAGAAAGAGAAGAAGAAGAAGAAUGAAAGGAGAAGGACAUGGAAAGGAAGAAGGAACAUGAGGAGACGAGAAGGAGAAGAAGAAGAACAAAAAGAAAGAGAAGAAAAAGGAGGAUGAGAAGAAGAAAGAGAAGAUGAAGAAGGAGAAGAGAAGAAGGAGAGAGAAAAAGGAGAAGAAGAAAAAGAAAAAGGACAAGAAGAAGGAGGAGAAGAAGAAAGAGAAGAAGAAGAAGAGGAAGGAAGGAAAAGGAGAAGAAGAAGAAGAAGAAGGAAGAGAAGCUGAAGAAGGAGGAGGAGGAGGAGAAGAAACAGAAGAAGAGAAAAAGAAGGGGGAGAAGAAGAAGAAGAAGAAGAAGAAGAAGAGAAAAAGAAGAAGAAGAAGAGAAAAAGAAGAAGAGGGAAGAGAAAAAGAAGAAGGAGAAGAAGAAGAAGAAGAAGAAGGUGAAGAAGGUGAAGAAGAAAAAGAGAAGAUGAAGGAGAAGAAGAAAGAGAACAAGGAGAAGGAGAAGACACAGAAGGAGAAAAAGAAGAAGUAAGAGAAGAAGAAGGAGAAGAAGGAGAGAAAAAAGGAGAAGAAGAAAAAGAAAAAUGACAAGAAGAAGGAGGAGAAGAAGAAAGAGAAGAAGGAGAAGAAGGAGGAGGAGAAGAAGAAGAAGCAGAAGAAGAAGAAGCAGAAGAAGAAGAAGAAGAAGAAGGUGAAGAAGAAAAAGAGAAGAUGAAGGAGAAGAAGAAAUAGAAGAAGGAGAAGAAGAAAAAGAAGAAGGAGAAGAAGAAAGAGAAGAAAGAGAAGAAGAAGGAAAGGAGAAGGACAUGGAAAAGAAGAAGGAAAAUGAGAAGAGGAGAAAAGAAGAAUGAAAAGAAGAACAAAAAGAAAGAGAAGAAACAGGAGGAUGAGAAGAAGAAAGAGAAGAAGAAGAAGAAGA
Molecule: messenger RNA, 1230 nt
Organism: Nerophis lumbriciformis (worm pipefish)
Lineage: Eukaryota; Metazoa; Chordata; Actinopteri; Syngnathiformes; Syngnathidae
Source: RefSeq, a predicted model, not a curated record